Striga asiatica is the source of this 1296-nucleotide messenger RNA. Lineage: Eukaryota; Viridiplantae; Streptophyta; Magnoliopsida; Lamiales; Orobanchaceae. The record is from the annotation of a GenBank genome assembly.
CGAAGAAGCCCUAAAGGGGCGAAAAACAAAAAGGGAAAAAUGGCGGCAACAAUUGGGUGGUACGGGCCGCUAAUCGAUCUCUGCAAAGCUUUUUCUUACAUCGGAGAUUUCGUUCAGCUCCUCGUCUACGUCCACAGAUCCACCCCUGUUCAGUAUAAAAUCGCGAGGAACGGAGGGGAGGUGGUGAGGAUGGAUGUUCUGGUCGGAGACGAAACGAGGUCGUAUUUUCCGGUGACCAUUUGGCAGAAGCAAAUGGGGGCUCAAGUUUCAGCUGGUUUAGAUAAAGUGAUUGGAGAGUGUCGUGUAGGGAUAACGACGAAGGACAAGCUUCAAAGAGUUGUUGGAUGGAUGCAACGAGCCAAACUUGCUCAUUGUGGAAGCGCAUUAAACUGUUUUGAACACAGGGGUCAGCUAAAAAUCAAUUGGAAAGUGCAUGAAGAUACGAAUUCCCAAGAUUGCACCUCUCUAUCAGAACUAUACGAGUACAAGGAAAAUUGUAAGGCUACUUUUCAUGCUUCUGUUGGUGAGUUAUUUCUACCCAUCACUUGGGUCGAACUUGGAGAGAAUGAAGCCGAGAGGAUGUUCAUUAGUCGGAGGCUACAUAAUAUACACGAUCAGAGCUUGGUUGACGAUCUCAUUACAACCGGCUGCCAAUUGUGUGGUACUCCAGUAAAUGCUAGACCUGGGUCAAGUGUGGAGCAAAACAUAAGUCAUUUGUACUGUCCGAAAAGCUCUAAUCGUUUCCAUACAGUGGGCACCAUAUACAGACCUUUCCUGUUAUAUGUAUGGGAUGACGUGAAGUACCUCCCGAUUUCUGUCAAGAACAAGGGAGCUGAAAUUCUGUUCGGAAAUAUCUCCGCUGAAAAAGUUCAUUCGUCUUAUAAAGACCAACGGGCUGGAAAAGACGGUUUUAACCCUCACCCAUCGAGCGCUGGGCAAAUCUUUCGGAUGAAGGAUAAAUUUGCUGAGGGCUGUGAAAAACCGAAUUUCUACAUGAUUUGGUUGAUUUUGUUGAGAACGUUGUUUCAGCACGAAAAGAACAGCCCGUUGAGAUUUAAAGUAAAAGUCGAUACGAAUAGAGAUUGGGAAAAUGGGAGGCUUGAGAUGCUAUCGGUUUCAAUUCCAGCUUUUAAAAGAAAUCGAGCAGCCUCGAGUAGAGCUGUAUUGUCUAAAAAAACUUCAGUAGGAUUGUCUUAAGUUGAAGUAGUGAAAUGAAAAUUCUUGUUCUGACUUUCUUGUAUUUUCAGAAUUUUCUGAAAUAAAUUAGAGCUGCAAAUUUGAUAUCUGAAGUGUUGG